Tigriopus californicus is the source of this 725-nucleotide messenger RNA. RefSeq lists its product as uncharacterized. The transcript is spliced from 6 exons. The record is from RefSeq and is a predicted model, not a curated record. The coding region runs from base 221 to 676 and encodes 151 amino acids. Lineage: Eukaryota; Metazoa; Arthropoda; Copepoda; Harpacticoida; Harpacticidae.
GACUCAGUAUAAAUGUGGCUCUGACGAGGGAGGUAAGCCCAAUAAAUAGAUCUGUAGGCAUAAUCAUCGUUUUUCCUGACGAAAACGUUUCAUUUCAGGCCCACCUGGAUGCCUACAAUAUUUUACUGGAACAUCGGGAACCGUGGCCAGCUUUAAUUUUCCAACAGGCUCAGCAACGGUCCCUCCUACAGCUACUCAUUUGUCCAACCAAUGCUAUUCCAUGUGCUUCCGGCAGGAAGCAAACCAUUGUGCCAUUUGCUUCGUGCCAGCAGUUCUUGGAAGCCCAACAAUUCAAGGAUCAUUUGGACUCAGCAACCCAAACGCUGAGACUACAAUUGCCGUCGCUCAAGGCAAAUGUUCCACAGACUAUCUACGGUUGCCCUCUUCCCAAGGGAAAGGUGGAUCCAAAGAUCAAGUGUUUGAGGUGGGGAAGUUCGACGCAUCUUUGAAAUUGUACAGCAAAAUGUGUGGACGAUUCUGGGCGGCCAAUUCCGUGGAAAAAAAGGAUGGAGCCUUGGUGUGUUCUCAAAUGAGGCCUUUCCGUUUGGACUUCAAGACGGAUGCCAAUGAGGUUGUUCAAAUGGAAAAAACUCAAACCACCAAGGAUAACGAAUUGGUUGGACUUCCGGGAGGAACCGUGGGCUUCAACUUAAAAUGGAGUCAAGUUCCAUGUUAGACAGAGCACUUCACUUUUGUUAGUUUUUCCAAUUUGACGCAUGCAUUUG